Molecule: messenger RNA, 1065 nt
Organism: Penicillium macrosclerotiorum
Lineage: Eukaryota; Fungi; Ascomycota; Eurotiomycetes; Eurotiales; Aspergillaceae
Product: WD40 repeat domain-containing protein
Exons: 6
Coding region: 1-1065 (354 amino acids)
Biological process (GO): spliceosomal snRNP assembly
Cellular component (GO): SMN complex
Molecular function (GO): protein binding; RNA binding
Source: RefSeq, a predicted model, not a curated record
AUGGUGUCUGCUAAUGUGGACCCCGCAGAUAUUCCCAAGGUGGUCCCUCUCACCUGCCACGGGCACUCUCGCCCAGUGACUCACUUGAGCUUCUCCUCGACUGUGGAAGAAGAUCAAUACUAUCUAAUCUCUGCUUGCAAAGAUAACAAUCCUAUGCUCCGGGAUGGUAUCACCGGUGACUGGAUUGGUACAUUCUUAGGCCACAAGGGUGCAGUAUGGCAAGCGCGGCUCUCUGCUGAUGCAGCCAUUUCAGCCACAGCCUCAGCUGAUUUCUCCGCGUAUCAAAGUAUGGGACACGUACACCGGCGAGUGCCUGCACACUUUACAGCACGCUCACAUUGUGCGAGCCAUUGCGUUCCCUAUCCAAGCCAACCCGCAGGUCCUCGCAACUGGCGGCGCAGAAAGAAGCUCCGUAUCUUCGACUUGACCCGCAGCGCUGCCGGUGGAGGCGGCAGUAAUGGUUCCUCGCCACCGCUCCCCGCGCCCAGCAGCGGCAGCGGUGGGAACACCACCGACUCGGUAACCAGCUAUGAGAUUGGGCCGGGCAUCCACGGUGGCACGAUCAAGUCUAUCGUCUGGAACCAUGACUACAACAUCAUGACGACGGCCGCAGAAGAUCGCAAGAUCCGUUGGUGGGAUCUGCGCUCUCGCCAUCCCGUCAUGGAGUACGCCGUCGACGGCACAAUCGGCACCUGUGAGUUGAACAGUCUUGCCUCGCGGUCGAACGACCCUGGAAUCCUGACCGUUGCCGCGGGCAAGAGCGUUUAUCUCUUCGACGGCACGCAGCCGGGCCGGCUGCUGAAGAAGGUCGACUUCGGUUACGAGGUUGCCAGUGCCGCAGUGAACAGCGACUCUGGCCGCCUGGUCACAGGCAGUGCCGGAGACACCUGGGUGCGGGUGUAUGACCUGCACACGGACGAGGAGCUAGAAGUCCAAAAGGGCCACCACGGCCCGAUCUGGUCCAUCGGCUUUUCGCCCGACGGUAAGCUGUACGCCACGGGCAGCGAAGACGGGACCAUCAAGCUUUGGAAGGCGUGCCGAGAGCCAUACGGUCUGUGGCGGUGA